Messenger RNA from Bipolaris sorokiniana ND90Pr, 1048 nucleotides. RefSeq lists its product as uncharacterized. Lineage: Eukaryota; Fungi; Ascomycota; Dothideomycetes; Pleosporales; Pleosporaceae. The coding region runs from base 201 to 1025 and encodes 274 amino acids. The transcript has 4 exons. The record is from RefSeq and is a predicted model, not a curated record.
CCGAGGGCGAGUGGGGGUGAAGGGCCUCAGACAUAUGCAGGGGAGAGACCAGUGGAUCGUACGCUGUUUAUCCUACUAUCCCUAGCUAUCGUGACAAUGUCGUCGCUUCUACUUGGUUGGUAUUUGGGAUUCGCAGUCGCAUCUACUCUACUAAUGCAAUUGUAGGCUCUCGCUUCAAUCGGUUAAGGCGCAAUGCCGGCAUGAAACGAAACAUGACUUUCACGCUUGUGCUCCUCUUGUAUGUCCUGCUCAUGAUGUUCGUUAUCGCUCUCUUGGUAUUGCACAGCGGCCAAGGGUUGUAUACCUACAACCUUUGCCUUGCAACUACCUGGUUGGUGUGUGUGUGUCUUGUCCUCUAUGCGUUGACAAAAAGCGUAAUUUACAUAUUUCUUGUCGAACGCAUUCAUGUUGUUCGCGCACCAUAUGUAACUCGCCGUAGCGAUUGGGUAUAUAUCGGGAGCAUGGUGUUCAUGCUGACCGCCUCAGCCGGUAUCGUUAUCAACGCCUGGCUUCAUCCCUACACCGCUAUGGAUCCUAAGUCGGGGCGAUGUCACACGGGAAUCCAAAGGAAGGUCACGGUGCCUUUCCUAAUCAUUGACAUCGUUAUGGACGUUGCUCUCACUCUGGUUUUCUUCUAUCUUCUCCAGCCAGUGCUCAAGCAGAACGGGAACUGGAGCCUUUCCAUUAUUUUUGGCAGCAGUAAAGCGCGGUCAGGAAUGGUCGAGCUAGAGGGAAGCAGUGAUACGGCGGUGCAAAGGAGCAUUCGAUCAUUGCUGCAGAAGAGCAUCAUAGGAGCGUUCGUCAUUACGGUGAUCACCCUGAUACUUUUCAUCGUACAAUAUUUCUUUGUGGAAGGAAAGGGCGUCGCUUUGGUUUGCAGUAGCAUCUGCCUUGCGGAUGUAUUCUGGGGUUACGUCGUCAUCCAUUGGCUCACCGAUGGAGCAUCUACCGAGGCAGAAAAAGACAUCAGCUGCUCUUCUGAGCUGACGAUUUCGGCACAGAGAAUCGAUCGCCUCCCCACGUGAUCUUCGUCAGGUGGAUCCGGACC